Molecule: messenger RNA, 2290 nt
Organism: Anguilla rostrata (American eel)
Lineage: Eukaryota; Metazoa; Chordata; Actinopteri; Anguilliformes; Anguillidae
Gene: scpp1
Product: secretory calcium-binding phosphoprotein 1
Exons: 10
Coding region: 302-1060 (252 amino acids)
Biological process (GO): cell adhesion; ossification
Source: RefSeq, a predicted model, not a curated record
AGCACUCCCAGACCACCGGCGCUUUCCGGAACUUACAGUACACACCUCCGACAGUCCGUGGUAGCCUGAAAAAGGGGGAGAGCUGAGCUGGCGGUUAGGAAGCGAUGCCUUCAGCUGACAUCCACAAUAAUAAAUAGCUCUGUCUGGCUCCCAACUUUAGUACAGUUUAUGAACCUGGCCCUGCCUGUUUCAGGACUUCACUUCGCAGACGACACAGGCUUGAUUACUCAUUGCGCAGGGAACCGCUCGUCUCUGUUGUUGGAUUAAGCGACGACAUCGCAAACUCAUCGAUUGAGAGAGGAUGAAGGCUACCUUGGUGAUCGUUUGCCUGCUGGGAAUUGCUUUUGCUAACCCUAUACAUCAGAAAGGUGCCUUAGAAGAAACUGGUCAAGAGGCAAAAACAGUCCACAGCUCCUCAGCAGCGGUGUCUGCGGAACAUGAGUCUGCAGAACGUGAGGGCUCACAAGAAAAUACUUCAGAAACUAAGACCUCAGAGGAAACCAACACAUCCGAAGACAAGACAUCUGAGUCCAGGGACACGACAGAUGAGGACAAGAGUUCAGAAGAGAGUGAAAGCCAUUCUCGUGAAAAGAGUGACUCCGAUGAGGAUGGGGACACCAGAGAUGACAGCAGAGGCAGUGAGGAGAACUUGAGGAAGAGCUGGGUUGGGGUGUUCAAGAUCAACCUGAAGAGCGACGAGGACAGCAGCAUGAGCAACAGCACCAGCAGCAGUGAGGAAGAUUCGCACGCCGUGGACGCCAACACCAGCAACCCGACCAGCAGCUCGGAGAGCCACCAGAGCGAGGGGUCCAGGGAGUGCAGGGAGGGCGAGGACGGCCCGGACUGCCACAGCUCGGAGAGCGAGCAAAGCCAGGAGGGGCGGAGCCUGUCGCGAGAAUGCGCGGACGCGGGGGACAGCAGCCGGGACAGCAGCCGGGACAGCAGCCGCGACUGCAGCCGCAGCAGCGAGGAGCGCUCCUUCGAGGACGACCAGACCCACGACUCCGUUGGCGACAUGCUGACGCUGGACGACGGAGAGAGGGAGCUUCACACGUGGUGACGAGCCCCCGCGUGAGGAACACUGAGCUUCAGGGACACUGGUGCAUUGUGGGUCAUGGCUCACAGCUAACCGCAACCUCCUAUUUAGGCACCAGGACUACAGCAUCCAACCCUAUUUCAGGCAUGGCAGGGCAUUCGGCCCAGGUUGGUCCAGCAGCAGUAUUAAUUGCAGUGCUUAUUCUUUCCUCCUACUCCAAUCGGGUGUUUACUAUUGUGGGAGUUCAAUUUAACCUUGAAAAUAUUGACCUCAGGUACCUUAUUUCAUCUGUGUUGAAGAUGUUAAAAUAUGUAGUCAGUGUUAUUGCUUUGGGAAGCGCCAUGCAUUUGAGUGUACAGUACAUGAAUUAACCAGGAAUGAGCUACAUUGUGGUUACAUUAAAUUACUUGUAUAGUGAUAAACAUGCUCAAUAUUAAAUUAUUUAUUUUCAAUUUAUCAAGUUUUUUUCUGUAAUGUGUAAGGUUAAUUUACCUUUAAUUGAACAUAAUAUGAUAUUCAGAAUGAGCACUGUUAAAAAUUAAUUUUAAAGAACAUCAGACUUAACUAAAAAUCUAUAAGUUAAUCCAUCUUACCCCUCUGUGCUCAUAUUUUUGUGCUUUGAGAAUUUUUAUUUAUUUUCUGUCAUAAAUCCAAAGUGGUUUAUUGGGAAUAGUGUUAUAGGACACAGCUUCUAAGGUACAAUGCUAAGGUACACACCUGCUCUUCUUACUGCCUUCCAGUUUAAAGUGUUCGUAGUUGUUAUAUUCAUCAUUGGCAAAGGCCUUCCUGUUUUAAGGAUAUGGGAGGAUACAGGAAAUUACAUCACCACCCGUGUAAGCACCACAAGCUAUAAAAAUAGACACACGGAUCCAAAAAGGUAAAUAGUAAAUGUUUUGCCUUAAAAAUAUAAAGUGUUAUUAAUGUAUUAUUUCCCUCUACAUACAUGAUGUAAGUGAUGUGAGAUUAUUCAUAUGCAUUAGUACAGAAUAACAGCAUGAUCAAUGCUUUCCUGUGCAUUCAUGUCAGAUGUGCAAAUGAAAUGUAGCUAAUGCAAACUGAAUUUGUGUCUGUGAGUAUUAUAACAUAACUUUAUAGUAUUUAUUUCUACCAUAUUAUAUACAGCAAAAAUAAUACCAAGAAUGCCAAGCAUAUGUAUUUAUUUAAGAAUUGUCAUUAAAAUGUGUUUUAGAUCUGCCACAAUUUGUUUUUGUCAACAAAUUAAAAUGGUAAGCAGCAUGUAUUCAUGUGUUGGGU